Molecule: messenger RNA, 1152 nt
Organism: Zasmidium cellare ATCC 36951
Lineage: Eukaryota; Fungi; Ascomycota; Dothideomycetes; Mycosphaerellales; Mycosphaerellaceae
Exons: 1
Coding region: 1-1152 (383 amino acids)
Biological process (GO): aromatic amino acid biosynthetic process
Cellular component (GO): cytoplasm
Molecular function (GO): 3-deoxy-7-phosphoheptulonate synthase activity
Source: RefSeq, a predicted model, not a curated record
AUGUCUACACAGUUCUUCAUGCCCAAUCCAGCCGUCGGCGACCGCAAUGGCGUCGAAGACUGGCGCAUUCGAGGCAUGACUCCUCUCACACCGCCCGACCUCCUUCAACACGAGAUCCGCCAAACCGACAAGUCAAAAGACACCGUCAUUCAGGGCCGAAACGAGGCAGCGGACGUUGUGCAUGGCAAGGACAACAACCGAAGACUCAUGGUCGUCAUUGGUCCAUGCUCGAUCCACGAUCCUCAGAUGGCGUUGGAGUACUGCGACAGACUGCUUGAGCUGAAGAAGAAGUACGAGGACGACCUGUUGAUUGUCAUGAGGAGUUACCUCGAGAAGCCGAGAACAACCGUGGGCUGGAAGGGUUUGGUCAACGAUCCAGACUUGGACAACACCUUCAACAUCAACAAGGGUUUGAGGACGGCACGGCAGAUGUUCUUGGAUUUGACGAGCAAGGGUAUGCCAAUUGCAAGCGAGAUGCUGGAUACCAUCAGCCCACAGUUCACCGCCGAUUUGCUGUCUGUGGGUGCUGUUGGCGCACGAACGACGGAGAGCCAAGUCCAUCGUGAGCUUGCAUCUGGUCUGUCUUUCCCCGUUGGCUUCAAGAAUGGCACGGACGGCACUCUGGGUGUGGCAAUCGACGCAAUCGGAGCGGUGAAGCAUCCACAUCACUUCCUGUCAGUCACCAAGCCCGGAAACGUUGCAAUCGUGGGCACUGCUGGAAACGACGACUGCUUCGUCAUUCUGCGCGGCGGCAACAAGGGCACAAACUACGACGCCAAGUCAAUCGGCGAGGCAAAGGAGCAACUCGUGAAGAAGAGUCUUCGUCCAUACCUUAUGGUCGACUGCAGCCACGGCAACUCUCUCAAGGACCACAAGAACCAGCCCAAGGUCGCCAAGGCACUCGCCGAUCAAAUCCGCGGAGGAGAAGAUGCUAUUGUGGGCGUGAUGAUCGAGUCGAACAUCAACGAGGGCAGCCAGAAGAUGCCCAAGGAGGGCAAGUCUGGCCUCAAGUACGGUGUCUCGAUCACUGAUGCUUGCAUUGGCUGGGAAGAUACCGAGGUGGUGCUGAAGGAGCUUGCUGAAGCUGUUGCUGCCAGGAGAGAGAAACUGGGCCCUGUGAAGGAAGUCAAUGGUGUCAAUGGACAUACGUGA